AUGAAGGUUCCAUCCACUUUAGCUAUUAAUUACUCACGCAUUGUAUGGGAUAUGACUGAAUAUGGCAUUCCACCUCUAGAAAACAAUGCCUUUUUCAUUGCAACUCGUCAAAUUGUUACUUAUGAUCAGACCGAAGGUCAUUGUCCGAGUGCUCUGAAAUCUAAGCUUUAUUGCGAUAAUGAGAUGAGAAAACGCUGUCAAGCUGGCAAGGCAACACCAAGUACAUCUGGCUUUUUCACGGGUAAUUGUGUACCAAGUCAAGAGAAUGCAUCGAUCAAUGUUUGCGAAAUCAAUGGCUGGUGUCCCGAAGAAUCGAGCGUAUCCGCAGAUUAUCAAAUCAGUAUCUACGAUUUAAGCAAUUUCACCAUUUUUAUAAAAACAGCAGUAACAUUUCAACGAUUCAAUAUACAUCUGCGAAAUCUUCGAGAUGAUACAAAUUUCUCUUGUCGCUAUCACAGCAUUCGAGAUCCACGUUGUCCUAUCUUUCGUCUUGGCGAUAUCUUAGAGAAAUUUCAAACGAACAUGCUAGCUCUUCUCAAGGAGGGUGGUGUAAUUGAAAUCGAGCAAAAGUGGACAUGCAACUUUGACUACGAUAAACGUUUGUGCUAUCCAGACUACGUUUUUCGUCUGCUGCAAAGUGGUGACGACAAACAGUCACCCGGCAUUAACUAUCGUAUGGCACAUAAAUAUCGUCUGAACAAUACUACCUAUCGAACUCUAUCCAAAGUUCACGGUCUUCGUUUUAUUGUAUCAAUCUCUGGUAUUGCAGGACGAUUCAAUGCAGUUCAGUUGUUUCUCGCUAUCGGAUCUGGCAUUGGCUAUAUGGUUAUCGCAGGACUCGAUAAUCUAUUUCGAAUAAUUGUAUCAAAUCCUGAUAGUUCAAAAGUAAAUGAUGUCUAUUCACUUCUUGGUACAUUAACUUUGUCUUCUUUUUGA
Molecule: messenger RNA, 936 nt
Organism: Rotaria sordida
Lineage: Eukaryota; Metazoa; Rotifera; Eurotatoria; Philodinida; Philodinidae
Source: the annotation of a GenBank genome assembly